UCGGGGAUCACGGUAUAAUAAAGCCGAGAAAACAAACACUAAUUUACGGCAUGCAAUUGGAAACAAGUGAAGUAAUCACGUGGGUUUUUACAUACGUCAACUCCUCCUCCUUUCUUUAAACAAGUGACUUUUGUUGUUGAUUAAUUUGAUCGUUCUGUGUACGUCUCCACUCUGGCUUUUUAAGCGGACCGAAACACAGCUUCGUCAUGACGGUGUAUGGGAGGCAAAUACGGGCCGUGGCAGCUUGCCGGCCUAUCGGUGCUUUUCUUGGAUGUGUUUCCCUUUUCGCAGUUGUUCACAUCUUCUCCAAUUUUCCUGGCGAUUUUGACGGCGUGUACUUGGCGGCGGCUAACGCGGACCAAGGAGAUUCGGUACCUGGAAUCGAUGCGCAUGAUGUUUCCAUUCGGAAAACUUACCUUGAUGGACACUCACCAGAACACGACAUAAGCGGAGAUAGAAAUGAAAAGAACGAGGUUGACACUGAGACCAAAGACAGCGAGCUGGUGCUACCACCACGGCCCCUCGUUCAGGCUCACCCGGCAGUGGAAGUAGACACAGUGAGAUUCGCUGGUAAGGCAUUCCCUUGGCCUGAGCGGAAAAACGUAGUUCCAAAUUACUUCACAUCGUACCGGGGAAAUUCUGCAACAUCGACGGCGAAGCAAGUUCGCUUCGACAACGCGAGCAACAUUCUCGUGUUCCUGCACCACAAUAAGGCUGCGGGGACGACCACUAAAGAGUGUAUCCAAACACUUUCGAAGGCAGGUAAAGGUCGCCAUAACGCACCCGUGUUCAGCAGUGGCGGCCGGGUAGCCGCUGAACUACGCCUCGCUCAAAACAGGAACAUCUUAACGAGGAGUGGAGCGCCCAAUACUUACUUCGGAGGGUACUCAUUUGGGUGGUGUGAUCAUUUCGUGAAACCGUGUGCAUACUUUACUGUUAUGCGGGAUCCAUACGACCGGAGCUUGUCAUCACAUACGUACUGCAAACGCAAUAAAGGGGACCAGCUGUGUACGGCCCAAGUGGCGGGAAACCUGUCCCUUCGCGAAUGGGCACUCCAUCAAGGAAGUUUCUUCUUCCGGCAGCUGCUGUUCCAACCGGAAUUCUGCAGUGAUAGGACAGAGUGGGUUCCGUAUAUCAACUUGGACCCGUUUCCGCACAAGUUCCAACGGGGUGAGAACUCUCUGCGAGUGGCUCCGUGUUGGUUCCGACAGAAGCUUAUUAUGAAUCUGACCCUCACCCAAGCUGAAGAGGAGACUCUACUAACAUACUGCCUGGACAAUCUAGAGCGUUGGUUCGCUCUCAUCAUGCUCGUAAACGAAUAUGACGAGUCGCUCAAAAUGGCCGACGAAGCUUUCAAGUUACCGAUUCACAAACUGUGUUCCGGAAGUCAUCGCAACGGCGGCACUUACAACAAAACAGCAGUCACCAAAAAGGGGAAACCGUCACCAAGUGACAUCACUAAAAAGAAACUUCUGGAACUACGAAAUGACCCAGAGGUUCAACGAGCAUUAAGACCGGACUUGUUAUUAUAUGAAAAGGGAGUUGAGAUAUUUAAUCGUCAACGAGAAGUAUUAAACAAAAUAAAAGCACAAACAUGACAAAAUACUUUCAAUGGAAACUGUUCAGGGACUCUCAUUAAACUCAAGAGAAACAAAACAACUCAUCAUCACGCAAAAUAACGGUCGGUUCCGAGACCGUAGCCACAAUAUUUGUUUCAAUGUUAGCCCAUUCCAAUCCCGUGACAGUCAUUUUAUCACUCCCAUCGCCUAACGUCAGAAAAAAUGUCCGCGGCCGGCAUCCCCCAAUGUGAAAAUUUACAGAAAAAA
Messenger RNA from Asterias rubens (European starfish), 1826 nucleotides. RefSeq lists its product as uncharacterized. The record is from RefSeq and is a predicted model, not a curated record. Lineage: Eukaryota; Metazoa; Echinodermata; Asteroidea; Forcipulatida; Asteriidae. The coding region runs from base 207 to 1598 and encodes 463 amino acids. The transcript has 2 exons.